AUGGCAUCCACAUCACGAACACCCGCGCCCGAGCCGACGCUUUUUAUCGACGGCAAGUGGACGCACGCCAAGCAAGGACACACGCGACCCAUCAUCAACCCAUACGAUGGCUCUACCGUCACAGUGAUUGACGAAGCCGGCAGCGACGAUGCGCUUGCCGCCGUAGCCUCUGCCGCCAAGUUCUUCCGCUCUUCAUCGUGGCCACACCAGACGUGCACCGCACGAACGCCGCUGCUGUCGAAAGUUGCGGAUCUGCUGCAGCGAGACAAACAGAUCCUCGCCGAGAUCGAAACUAAGGACACCGGCAAGACGCUCGAAGAGAGCAAAGUCGACGUAGACGACGUCACCAACGUUUUCCGCUUCUACGCCGAGGAGGCCAAGAAGCUGGAUCAGCCCAAAAAAAUCGUAUCGGACGUCAUCCCUGACUCGGUGGAGAGCACCACGUUGCACGUACCCGUGGGCGUGUGCGUGCUGAUCGCACCAUGGAACUAUCCGCUGUUGCAGAUCUGCUGGAAGGUGGCUCCUGCUCUAGCCACGGGCAACGCGGUGAUCAUCAAACCAUCCGAAGUGACUCCUCUGUCGACGAUAUACUUCGUGAAGCUGCUGAUCGAGGCCGGUGCACCCACGGGAUCGGUGCAGCUACUGACGGCAGGUGGCGCAUCUGUAGGGCCAACGCUGACGGAACACGCUGAUGUGGAUCUGGUGUCGUUCACAGGUGGUCUGGACACGGGACGUCGGAUCAUUGCCUCGUGUGCAGGCACUGUCAAGCGAUGCACGGUCGAACUGGGCGGCAAGAACCCCAACGUGGUGUUCGCCGACUGCGAUUUGGAGUGGGCGAUAGAUACGGUGACGACGGCAGUGUUCUUGCAUUCGGGCCAGGUGUGCUCAUCCGGAGCCAGGCUGAUUGUAGAAGAGUCGAUUGCAGACAAGCUGGUAGCCGGCGUGGUGGAGCGGGCCAAACGCAUCCACAUGGGCAACGGCCUGGACCCUGCCUCGGAAACGGGACCGCUCGUUUCGGCAGCGCAUCUUUCCAAAGUGGAAGCUUAUGUCAAGCUGGGUGUGCAGGAAGGAGCCAAGCUGGUGGUGGGUGGAUCGCGACCCGACGCCAAGCAGCACCCCGAGCUGGCCAAAGGGUUCUUCUUCUGUCCUACGGUCUUCGACCACUGUCACCGCGACAUGCGCAUCGUGCAGGAAGAGACGUUCGGCCCCAUCCUCACGGUGGAGCGAUUCAAGGAUGGCGACGAGGAGCACGCCGUUUUCCUCGCCAACGACACUAAGUACGGACUGGCGGGCGGCGUGCAGUCGGGCAACGUUGAGCGUGCACGCCGUGUGGCCAAGCGCCUCCGUCACGGAACUGUCUGGGUCAACACCUACGGCUCGUACACGCCUGCUGCUGAGUGGGGUGGGUUUGGCUUGAGCGGCAAUGGACGCGAGCUGGGCAGCAAAGGUCUGGAUGAGUAUAUCGAGACAAGGCACGAAUGGGUCGAGACUAACCCGGCCAAGCCUGGCUGGUUCAAGGGUCAAGGUAAACCGCUUCAGCCUGCUACUGGUCUCAAGGCCAAAUUGUGA
Sporisorium graminicola is the source of this 1569-nucleotide messenger RNA. RefSeq lists its product as uncharacterized. NCBI's taxonomy places the organism in Eukaryota, Fungi, Basidiomycota, Ustilaginomycetes, Ustilaginales, Ustilaginaceae. The transcript has a single exon. The record is from RefSeq and is a predicted model, not a curated record. Gene Ontology annotation, molecular function: oxidoreductase activity, acting on the aldehyde or oxo group of donors, NAD or NADP as acceptor. The coding region runs from base 1 to 1569 and encodes 522 amino acids.